AAUAAAUUUAAAAAUUAGUAAAAAAAAAUGAAAGUCUUACACGUCAUUAUUAUUGCGACGCUGAACUCUGUAUCGGAAUCCACCAUGUAUUUCCGCCAUUUUUGCCUGAAAAUUUUAAACAUUCAAUAAAUAAAACUAAAAAUAUAUAAUUUGUAAUAGUAACAAUUAAGAAUUUUGAUGUUAUACAUACCGUAAGCAAGAUUACUUUCGUUGUUCGUAGUAAAUAAUAUUUUUUUUUUAGUUUCUAAGCUUCAGAAGCAGAUACUAGGGUUAAAUAGAAAAUUAUUAAAUGUGCAAUCCAGAAAUCGCAGAAUAAAACUGAUGAUCGACUAAUGACGCGUAAUAUCCACUCGACUCCGAGAGUGUUUUGUCUUUUAAAUCAAACUGCCCUCUAUAAUUAUUUUUUCAGUCGGAUGUGUGUAUAAUAUUUCCGCAAAAUACUUUACUGGUGUCGGCUCCAUUAAAAUAUGGUAUACCAUGUGAGUUCAGUAGUUCCUUAAUUUAUAUGCUAUAUAUAUCUUGGACUGUCCAAAUAAAUAUAAAUAUAAAGUCAUCUGCGGGUUAAACAUUAUUCAUAAAUAAAAGUACUUCUAACCAUUAACAAAGUGUUAUCAAAAUAACUGACAAAUUUAAUCGUAAUCACGAAAAUAAAAAUAAGAACUGCAAUGUCAAACAUUUGCUUUCACUACGGUCAAAAAACUCUGGCGCGUCGUCGAAUCCCUAUGAUAAGUAUCGAUGGAUAUGAAUACAUGUGCUCCAAAGCAUUUCCUGGUGGCAUGUAUGUGAUAUGUAAAUACAAAGAAAGAAAAAACUGUAAAUUUCGAGGUAAACUAAUUAACAAUGAACUAAUUAUUUCUCGUAAUCAUGAUCACGCUAGAGUUAGCAAUGCAGAAAAAAUUUACAACUUCGAAAGAUCUUUAUAUGAAGAGGUAACAACUCAUCAUUUCAAAUCUUUAAGAAUUAUCUACGAUGAAAUUAGUUCGCUUCAUCAUGAAGCAGCUAUUCAUGUCACAUGGGUUGAUAUUUAUCCAAAAAUGUUGAGGUGGCGCCGACAAAUAAAACCCCCGAUACCGGAUUCAAUUGAUCAGUAUAUAAACCUAAUUGAGAUGCCCGAAUGGAACAUGUACACGAGUCACAAUCAAACCAAUAUCACAGUCAUAACUAUUGAAGAUAAUGAUCAUUCUAAAUCUAUUAUUUAUGCUGAUUUAGAAUUUCUACGAUCUUUAAAUAAUGUUUUCGAAUUGUAUAUCGAUGCGACUUUUAAAGUGGUUCCUAGAAAACCUGCAUUUCGCCAGUUGCUGACAAUUUUAGGAUUGGUUCAGGAUUCAGUAAGCUUAUGCGAAACCCCUUUCAUACAAACUUUUAUUUUUAAACACUAUAAAAUUUGAUUUUAUAAAUUCAAUUAUGGAUAUUACAAUCUAUC
Cotesia glomerata is the source of this 1423-nucleotide messenger RNA. RefSeq lists its product as uncharacterized. Bases 666 to 1388 code for a protein of 240 amino acids. The record is from RefSeq and is a predicted model, not a curated record. Lineage: Eukaryota; Metazoa; Arthropoda; Insecta; Hymenoptera; Braconidae. The transcript has 3 exons.